GCACAGGCGGCCGCGAUGCGGGUCAACGAGAAGUACUCGACGCUCCCGGCCGAGGACCGCAGCGUCCACAUCAUCAACAUCUGCGCCAUCGAGGACAUCGGCUACCUGCCGUCCGAGGGCACGCUGCUGAACUCGCUGUCCGUGGACCCCGACGCCGAGUGCAAGCACGGCCUCUACUUCCGGGACGGCCGGCGGAAGGUGGACUACAUCCUGGUGUACCACCCCAAGAGGCCGUCGGGCAGCAGGGCCCUGGCCAGGCGGGCGCAGCACGGCGACGCCGUCCCCGCAGCCCGCGGCGCCCGGCAGCACCAGCCGCUGCCCGGCAAGGGGGCCGUGGGGGCGGCGGGGGGGCCCGAGCCCCCCGUGGACUAUCAUGAGGACGACAAGCGCUUCCGCAGGGAGGAGUACGAGGGGAACCUUCUGGAAGCCGGCCUGGAGCUGGAGCGGGACGAGGAGACUAAAAUCCACGGGGUUGGAUUCGUAAAAAUCCACGCGCCCUGGAACGUGCUGUGCAGAGAGGCCGAGUUUCUGAAACUGAAGAUGCCGACAAAGAAGCUGUAUCACAUUAACGAGACCCGGGGCCUCCUGAGAAAGAUCAACUCCGUGCUCCAGAAGAUCACGGACCCCAUCCAGCCCAAGGUGGCAGAGCACAGACCCCAGACCACAAAGAGACUCUCUUACCCCUUCUCCCGGGAGAAGCAGCACCUAUUUGACCUGUCUGACAAGGAUUCCUUUUUCGACAGCAAAACUCGAAGCUCCAUUGUCUAUGAGAUCCUGAAAAGAACAACGUGUACCAAGGCCAAGUACAGCAUGGGGCAAGGAGAGGGAAGAAAGAAGGACUCUGCCCUUUUAAAUAAAAGGAGAAAAUGUAGUAAGUACGGUAUCACCAGCCUGCUGGCCAAUGGCGUUUACUCGGCCGCCUACCCCCUGCACGAUGGAGACUACGAGGGCGAAAACGUGGAGUUCAACGACAGAAAACUCCUGUAUCAAGAAUGGGCCAGUUACGGGGUCUUCUAUAAGUACCAGCCCAUCGACCUGGUCAGGAAGUACUUCGGGGAGAAGAUCGGCCUGUACUUCGCCUGGCUGGGCGUGUACACCCAGAUGCUCAUCCCCGCGUCCGUGGUCGGGAUCAUAGUCUUCCUGUACGGAUGUGCCACGGUCGACCAGAACAUCCCCAGCAUGGAGAUGUGUGACCAGAGACACAACAUCACCAUGUGUCCUCUGUGUGACAAGACCUGCAGCUACUGGAAGAUGAGCUCGGCGUGCGCCACGGCCCGGGCCAGCCACCUCUUCGACAACCCCGCCACCGUGUUCUUCUCGGUCUUCAUGGCCCUCUGGGCCGCCACCUUCAUGGAGCACUGGAAACGGAAACAGAUGCGGCUCAACUACCGCUGGGACCUCACGGGCUUCGAGGAGGAGGAGGAGGCGGUCAAGGAUCAUCCCAGAGCCGAAUACGAAGCCAGAGUUUUGGAGAAGUCGCUGAGGAAAGAAUCCAAAAACAAAGAGAAGUGCCGGCAUAUUCCAGAGGAGUCACCAAACAAAUGGAAGCAGAGGGUUAAGACAGCCAUGGCGGGGGUGAAAUUGACAGACAAGGUGAAGCUGACCUGGAGAGAUCGAUUCACGGCCUACGUCACCAACUUGGUCUCCAUUGUCUUCAUGAUCGCGGUGACCUUCGCCAUCGUCCUGGGAGUCAUCAUCUACAGGAUCUCCACAGCUGCAGCCUUGGCCAUGAACUCCUCCCCGUCCGUGCGGUCCAACAUCCGGGUCACGGUCACGGCCACCGCGGUCAUCAUCAACCUGGUGGUCAUCAUCCUCCUGGACGAGGUGUACGGCUGCAUCGCCAGGUGGCUCACCAAGAUUGAGGUCCCAAAGACAGAGAAGAGCUUCGAGGAGAGGCUCAUCUUCAAGGCUUUCCUGCUAAAGUUCGUGAAUUCCUACACCCCCAUCUUUUACGUGGCUUUCUUCAAAGGCAGGUUUGUCGGCCGACCGGGCGACUACGUGUACAUUUUCCGUUCUUUCCGGAUGGAGGAGUGUGCCCCGGGCGGCUGCCUCAUGGAGCUCUGUAUCCAGCUCAGCAUCAUCAUGCUUGGCAAGCAGCUCAUUCAGAACAACCUGUUUGAGAUUGGCAUCCCGAAGAUGAAGAAGUUCAUCCGCUACCUGCGGCUGAGGCGCCAGAGCCCCUCGGACCACGACGAGUAUGGGAAGAGGAGGCAGCGCUACGAAGUGGACUACACGCUGGAGCCCUUCGCAGGCCUCACCCCGGAGUACAUGGAGAUGAUAAUCCAGUUCGGCUUUGUCACCUUGUUUGUCGCGUCCUUCCCUCUGGCCCCGCUGUUCGCGCUGCUGAACAACAUCAUCGAGAUCCGCCUGGACGCCAAGAAGUUCAUCACCGAGCUGCGCAGGCCAGUGGCGGUCAGGGCCAAAGACAUCGGGAUCUGGUACAACAUUCUCCGAGGUGUCGGGAAGCUGGCCGUCAUCAUCAAUGCGUUCGUGAUCUCCUUCACGUCCGACUUCAUCCCUCGCCUGGUGUACCUGUACAUGUACAGCCAGGACGGGACGAUGCACGGCUUCGUGAACCACACCCUGUCCUCCUUCAACGUCAGUGAUUUCCAGAACGGCACGGCGCCCAGCGACCCCCUGGACCUGGGCUACGAGGUGCAGAUCUGCAGGUACAAGGACUACCGGGAGCCCCCGUGGUCGGAGCACAAGUACGACAUCUCCAAGGACUUCUGGGCCGUGCUGGCAGCCCGGCUGGCCUUCGUCAUCGUCUUCCAGAACCUGGUCAUGUUCAUGAGCGACUUUGUGGACUGGGUUAUCCCGGACAUCCCGAAGGACACCAGCCAGCAGGUGCACAAGGAGAAGGUCCUCAUGGUGGAGCUGUUCAUGAGGGAGGAGCAAGGCAAGCAGCAGCUGCUGGACACGUGGAUGGAGAAGGACCGGAAGAAGCAGGAGCCCCCCACCAGCCACGGCCCCAGAGCCGGCCCGGGCAGCCCCGAGUUCCCCGCGGGCGCCCCGUAGCGCCCGGAGGCCGACGCGCGAGCCCCCCGCCGGGCCCCGUGGCUCCUGGAAGACCACCAUCUUCCUGUCUUUCUUCUGUUGUUGUUUUUUCUCCUCAUUUUUGCACAAAACCAUAACGCAGGGAAUGUUUUUAUCUGUAGUAUUCAAGGAUGAUCAAAGCAGUCGCUGGGGACAGGGCGGUAGCACGCGGGAGUGCGGGCGCUUCGCAGAAACACUUCUCGGGGACCGAGACCUGCUUGGCGGCGGAACGCGAGCAGAGGCCUCCAGAGAGCGUCUUUCCCAAGCCGCCUGAUGCCUUUAGAGAGAGAUGCAAAAAGACGUCCCAGAGCGUCGGGCAGGCGCCGUGCAGUACUGGAGGCAGAGUGGAAAACUGAGGCUGACGCCAUUCCCAGAAGGCGUCCCUGCCUCUGGGUCGGAAAAGUCAGACGGCUUUUCGUCUUCUGUUUUCGGUCCAGACACCAAGUCGCUCUGGCCAGAACGAGGUGCCUGCGAGCUUAGCACCUAACAGGGCUCCGGUGCCCCGGUUAGCAGGUGACCCACACCUCCAGGGGCACCCCCCCAUCAGCCGCACACCUGCUCCGGCCCUGUGAGCGGCCUCAAAAUGGUCUGUCCUCUGGGUGGGACAGAAAACAAAGGAAAGAAAACCGGGUUGGCAAGAACAGAGCAGAGAGAGACGACCUUGAGGGCCUUCCUAAAGGCAGCUUCGGGUUUCAAGGAGUCUUAAGGCAUCAGAAAAACAUUUGCAGAUUUAGGAUAUUUAUUAGGUUUUUAAUAAAUCAAUUCUCUGGUGGACGUGAGGGUUUUUUCCUGUAGCUCAGAGGUGGAAGGAGUUUGUUUCAUUAGUUAACCAAAUACCAUUGAGAAGAAUUUCAAAUACUGUUACUACCAAAGAUUUUUAUUAAU
This is a messenger RNA of Hyaena hyaena (striped hyena), 3921 nucleotides long. RefSeq names its product anoctamin 1 (gene ANO1). Bases 16 to 3018 code for a protein of 1000 amino acids. NCBI's taxonomy places the organism in Eukaryota, Metazoa, Chordata, Mammalia, Carnivora, Hyaenidae. Gene Ontology annotation, biological process: chloride transmembrane transport. Gene Ontology annotation, cellular component: plasma membrane. The record is from RefSeq and is a predicted model, not a curated record. The transcript has 27 exons. Gene Ontology annotation, molecular function: chloride channel activity; protein dimerization activity.